UUUCUUCAGUUCCUUCCAUCCCUGUUUCCGCAAUGACUCAGAGAACAGUCCGGAGGAGAUCCGGCCAUGGAACCCAGGAGUCCUGACGCCCAGCCCCGCCCCCGCGGCAAUGCACUCGACCCCCCUCUUCUCCCACAGGGCGGGCUACAGCCCAGGAGCCCUGGCGCCCAGCCCCCUGCUCUGCCCACUCAGCUCCCAGAACUGCGAUCAGAACCCAGGAGUCCGAGCGUUAGCCACUGCCGUGCUGGCUCCCAGGCUGCUCUUCAGGUAGCUUGAAAUGCCCCUUUCAGGAGAAGCCUGCUCAAUGAGAGGCUCCCCACACCUGUUAUUCGCCCUUCACCUGGGUAGCCCCGGGAGUGCUGCAGGCACAGGUGCCAGCGGAUUGGCUCCGGGUGACACACGUGGGGACGUGACGCCAGCAGACGGGACAGGAUCUCAGGCCCGAUGGAUCCCCCGCGCUCCCAGCUGGAGCCCGGUCCCUGCCCCGGUUCCCAGCCGGGGGGCGGAGGCCGGCGGCUCCCCCGGGGCUCCCCGGACCAGCCGCUGCCGGAGCCCCGCGGGCGGCAGGACAUGGAUCGGCCUGCCCUGGGCGAGGAGGGGAGCGGCCUGGCACAGGAGCUGGUGGUCGCUGCGGCUGGCUACCAGGCGCCGGUGGGGUUCGAGGAGGUGGCCGUGUAUUUUUCCCGGGAGGAGUGGGGCCUCCUGGACGAAGGGCAGAGGCAGCUCUACAGGGACGUCAUGCAGGAGAACUACCAGACUCUCAUCUCGCUGGGAUUCCCUGUCCCGGCCGUGAUCCCCAGGAUGGAGCGAAGGGAAGAGCCGAGAGUCCCUGAUCUCCAGGGCUCCCAGGAAAGGGAGAACCUGAUGGUCAUUUGCACAGGGAACAAGCCCUGCCUGGAUUCUCCCUCUCUCCCAGUAGGUGCUGGGAUGGAGGAGGAUAAUCCCGAGCAGGAAGGGCCUGCAGGAAGGGAGCCUUGUGGGAUGUCCUGGAGUGCUGAGCAGGGAGAGGCCAGUGGAGUUGGACGGCAGCAGGAGACGGACACGAUAUCUCCGGAUGAGAUGGACAUCAGGGUGGUGACAGAGCACAACCAAGCCCAGGCUGAGGCACGUCCUUACAGCUGCUCGGACUGCGGGAAGAGCUUCAGCCAGAGCUCCCACCUGGUCCAGCACCAGCGCAUCCACACGGGCCAGAAGCCCUACAAGUGCACCGAGUGCGGGAAGUGCUUUGUCCUCAGAUAUAACCUCAUCGAUCACCAGCGCAUCCACACCGGGGAGCGCCCCUACAAGUGCGGCCAGUGCGGGAAGAGCUUCAUCCGGAGUUCCCACCUCUUCCAGCACCAGCGCAUCCACACGGGCGAGCGGCCCUACCAGUGCACCAAGUGCGGGAAGAGCUUCAAAUGCAACUACACCCUGGUGAAGCAUUACCACACCCAUGCUGCAGAGCAGCCUUGCUUCUGCAGUGAGUGCGGGAAGAGCUUCAGCCUGGGAUCCUUCGCCAAGCACAUCCGCACGCACACGGGCGAAAAGCCCUACACCUGUGCCGAGUGCGGCGAGAGCUUCAGCAGCAGUUCCAACUUGAGCCAGCACCAGCGCAUCCACACCGGAGAGAAACCCUACAGCUGUGGCCACUGCGGGAAAAGCUUCAGCCAAAGCGCCAAUCUCAUCAAGCACCGGCGCAUCCACACCGGAGAGAGACCCUACAGCUGCCCUGAGUGCGGCAAGACCUUCAGCCAGAGCUCGUCGCUCAUGCGGCACCGGCAGAUCCACCGCAGAGACCGGCCUUACGAGUGCACCGAGUGCGGGAAGUGCUUUCGCUGCAACUCAUCCCUGAUGAACCACCAGCGCAUCCACACCGGGGAGCGGCCCUACAAGUGCCCCGAGUGCGGGAAGGGUUUCAUCAAUAGGUCCAGGCUCACCAACCACCGGCGCACCCAUACUGGAGAGCGGCCCUACAAAUGCACCGACUGCGGGAAGGGCUUUGGAGACAGCUCCGCUCUCAUGAAGCACCUGAGGACGCACACCAAUGUGAAGCCAUACAAAACUGCUGUUUGUGGUAGGAACUUCAGCCACAGCUCCAAACUCAUGACCCACCAGAGGACCCAUAGCAGAGAGUGGCCGUACAGUUGCCACCUGUGUGGGAAGAGCUUUGUGAGCAGUUUGCACCUGCUCAGCCAUCAGCGGGUCCACACAGGUGAGCAGCCCUACAGGUGCGAGGAGUGUGGGAAAAGGUUCCUCUGGAACUCCAAGCUGAUCAGCCACCAGAAGACCCACACAGGGGUCAAACUCCAUCGCUGCUCCCAAUGCGGAAGGUUCAGCCAGAGCUCGACUCUGAUGAGACACCAGAAGAUCCACACAGGACAGAAGCCCUGCAAGUGUCCCCAUUGCGGGAAGAGCUUCGGUGAGAGGUCCAACCUGCUCACCCAUCAGAAGACCCACCUGGGUUACAGAUCCUACUUCUGCCCUGAGUGUGGACAGAGCUUCAGACAGAGCUCCAACCUGAUCCGGCACCAGCGCAUCCACACUGGGGAGCAGCCCUACAAAUGCUCUGACUGCGGGAAAGGCUUCAACCAGAACUCGGACCUCAUGAAACACUGGAGGAUCCACAUGUCAGAGAGGCCCUAUAGUUGCCCCCAGUGCGGGAAGAGCUUCAGCCAGAGCUCAACCCUGAUUCAGCACCAGAAAACCCACAUAGGAGAGAGACCCCAUAAAUACCCUAAGUGUGGGAAGAGCUUUAGCCAGAACUCAGCCCUGAUCAAACACCAGAGGAGCCACAUGGGAGAGAGACCCUAUAAAUGCCCCGAGUGCGGGAAGAGCUUUGGUCAGUGCUAAAUUCUCACUCAGCACCAGGAGACCCACAGUGGGGAGAGACCCUACAAAUGCCCCAUGUGUCAGAGAUGGUUCAGCCGGAGCUCCAACCUCAUCGAGCACCAGAGAGUCCACUUGGGCAAGAGACCCUAUAAAUGCCUGGAAUGUGGGAAAUCCUUCAGCCAGAGCUCCCACCUUGUCCAGCAUCAGAGAAUCCACACGGGGGAAAAGCCCUACACCUGCCCCGAGUGCGGGAAGAGCUACCGGCAGGACUCGCACCUGGCCCAGCACCGGCGCUCCCACACCGGCGAGCGCCCCUACAAGUGCACCGAGUGCGGCAAGGCCUUCUCGCAGAGCUCCAACCUCAUCAUCCACCAGCGCACCCACACGGGCGAGCGCCCCUACACCUGCGGGGAGUGCGGGCGCAGCUUCGGGCACAGCUCGGACCUGGCCCAGCACCGGCGGGUUCACACGGGGGAGAAGCCCUUCCCCUGCCCGCAGUGCGGCAAGCGUUUCGCCCAGAGCUCCAAGGUGGCCCAGCACCAGCGCUUCCACACCGGCGAGCGCCCCUUCGGCUGCCCGGACUGCGGCAAGGCCUUCCGGCUCAGCGCCGACCUGCUGCGGCACCGGCGCACCCACACCGGCGAGAAGCCUUACGGCUGCGCCGAGUGCGGCAAGCGCUUUGUGGAGAGCUCCCACCUCAUCCGGCACCAGCGCACGCACAUGGGCGAGCGGCCCUACCGCUGCCCGCAGUGCGGCAAGGGCUUCAACCAGAGCUCCAACCUCCUGCAGCACCAGCGCACCCACCGGGGCGAGCGGCCCUACGUCUGCGGCGACUGCGGCAAGGCCUUCGGCGUCAGCUCGGCGCUGCUGCAGCACCGGCGCACCCACACCGGCGAGCGGCCCUACCGCUGCCCCCAGUGCGGCAAGAGCUUCAGCGUCUCCUCCACCUACAACAUCCACCGGCGCACCCACACCGGGCUCAAGCCCUACGCCUGCGCUGACUGCGGCAAGGCCUUCAGCCGCAGCUCUGCCCUGCUCCAGCACCAGAGCACCCACACCGGGGAGCGGCCCUACCGCUGCAGCCACUGCGGGAAAGGCUUCGGGCAGAAGGCGGCCAUGGCCCAGCACCAGAGGACUCACCUGGGCCAGGAGCCGACUGGAGUGAUCCCCCUGGGGGACUGGGGUGCGUCCCAGAGCCAGCGGGAGGAGGAGGAGGAGGAGGGUGAUGAGGCAGGAAGCAAGGAGAGCGCCGGGCUGGGGUGACUGGGACCAGGGCACCGGGAAGGGAAUAUGUACCUAGUGGGGCAACGAAGGGAAAUCUGGAAGCUGCAGUGGACGCUGAGGGGAUUGGUAGUAGGAGGAUCACUGUGACGGCUCGCGGCGGCCUGGUUCCAGCUCCUAGGUAGAAGGGAAGGGGACCACGUGUCUGGUGGGAAUGGGUGGCAGGGGACAGGAAGGGCCGCACGUAUCUGGGGGGAACGGGAAGGGCCGUGUCUGGAGGGAACAUAAGAAUAUAAGAACGGCCCUACUGGGUCAGACCAAAGGUCCACCUAGCCCGGCGUCCUGUCUACCGACAGUGACCAAUGCCAGGUGCCCCAGAGGGAAUGAACAGAACAGGCAAUCAUUG
Molecule: messenger RNA, 4435 nt
Organism: Chelonia mydas (Green sea turtle)
Lineage: Eukaryota; Metazoa; Chordata; Testudines; Cheloniidae
Product: zinc finger protein 850
Biological process (GO): regulation of transcription by RNA polymerase II
Molecular function (GO): RNA polymerase II cis-regulatory region sequence-specific DNA binding; DNA-binding transcription factor activity
Source: RefSeq, a predicted model, not a curated record